Molecule: messenger RNA, 771 nt
Organism: Terrapene triunguis (Three-toed box turtle)
Lineage: Eukaryota; Metazoa; Chordata; Testudines; Emydidae
Gene: CCDC172
Product: coiled-coil domain containing 172
Exons: 8
Coding region: 1-771 (256 amino acids)
Cellular component (GO): cytoplasm
Source: RefSeq, a predicted model, not a curated record
AUGAGCCUGGACUCCCUGUUCCAGCAAAUCCUCCUCACGGAGCAGCAAGCGGAGGAGAAGCGGCGCCUCAUGCACCAAGUUAAAUUAGACAUAAAUGGAAGUCAUGAAAAAAUUAAGCAAAUAACAGAAGAGCUGAAUGAAGCAAAAAUAAAAUUAGAAACUAAGGUUCAACAGCUGUCUGAAAAGCUCUUCUACUUACAGCUUUUGAAGAAACGUGAAGACAUCUUAGAGAAAAAGAAAGUUGAACUUAUGAAUCAAAGGAGUAUUUUUCUCAAAAGCUUUUCAGAUACAAAGAGGAAAAUUAUUGAAGAAGAGGAGAAUUUUAUGAAGGAAAUCACAGAUUUUAACAAUGAGUAUGGACUAACAUGUAACAGAGAGCUUUUGAUUAGAAAAAAAGCCAAGACUGAAAUAUGUGACUUAGAAACUAAGGCAAAUAUUUUGAAAAAUGAAAUGGAGUCAAUGGAACGUGAAAAUGUUCAGUUAAAUGCACUCCAGCUGCAGAAGAAUGAAUUAAAGCAGGAUUUAUUUACUCUCCAGAGCAAACUCAAAGAUACUGAAGAACAACUACGUGAAGCUGAAGACAUUACAAAAUGUUUAGAAGCAGAAAAAGUCAAAGUUAGUGAAAAGCCUCAGACUGACAUUGAAUGUUUAAGGAUUAAAAAAGAACUGGAAAUUUACAAAGAAGAUGACUUGGAGAAUGUUUGUGAAGCUCUUCAAACAGAAAUUGAAUUUCUGCAGAUGAAAUUAUCACAAAAGUCUUCAGGCAAAUAA